Molecule: messenger RNA, 1419 nt
Organism: Colias croceus (clouded yellow)
Lineage: Eukaryota; Metazoa; Arthropoda; Insecta; Lepidoptera; Pieridae
Product: thioredoxin domain-containing protein 9
Exons: 6
Coding region: 162-800 (212 amino acids)
Biological process (GO): microtubule cytoskeleton organization
Cellular component (GO): cytoplasm
Source: RefSeq, a predicted model, not a curated record
AACUUGAAGUUUAUGCAGAACACAAAUGCAGCGUUCGGUUGUUUUAUUUAUAAAAUAAUUGACUAAAAUUAGACGUGGAUCACAUAAAUUGGAUAAUAUUCUAAAAGUUCAUAAUAAAAAGUGGAUUUGCUGUGUUUUUGAAGCACCUGAACUUCUAAAAAAUGGAGCAAGUAAUUCAACAGAUUGCACAAAAUGUGGAGAAGCAGCUGGAUUCUGAGCUGGAAAAGUUGGACACUCUUGACAGCAGUGACCUGGAGGCGAUCAGGCAGCAGCGCAUCAAUGAAAUGAAACUGAGAGCCAAGCAGAAGCAGGAGUGGCUCUCUAAUGGCCACGGCGAGUACACAGAGAUAGACGGCGAGAAGGAAUUCUUCACAGUGUGCAACAAGAGCGAGAACGUAGUGUGUCACUUCUACCGCAACGACUCGGAGCGGUGUCGCAUUGUGGACAUGCACCUCAAGGUGUUGGCCAAGAAACACGUCGAGUGUCGCUUUGUCAAGAUGGACGCGGAACGCGCGCCGUUCUUGACAGGUCGUCUGAAAAUCCGCGUGAUCCCCACCAUAGCGCUGGUGAAGGACAACAAGACGAAGGACUUUGUGGUCGGCUUCACUGAUCUCGGCAAUAGAGAUGAUUUCUCCACAGAGGUGCUGGAGUGGAGGAUCGCCAGAUCACAAGUGAUAGAAUACUCGGGGGACCUCUUAGUUCCUCCGACGGAAGGUAAGAAGAAGUCCCUUCACGUGCAAAGCAAGAGGACCAUCAGAAGCAGGAACGAUUCCGAUUCUAGCGAUGGACUUAGCGAUUGAUUAUUGUCUGUUAUAUAAUUUAAUAUAAUAAUAUCAGUUCAAUGCUAGAUGCACUAAUAAUUUAAUAAAGACUGUAUUUUGAUUAAUUUGAUUGCAUUUAGAAAACAUUUUUUUUUUUUUUUAUUGAAUUUAAGACUCGUAAAUAUUCUGUGAAGAACAUUGUGAACAAUUUCAGUGUAUUUUAAUUCUCAUCAUAACAAUUUUGAUCAUUAACUGUCAAUAAUUACACUACAUAGUUGGUUUUAUUGUUGACUAGCGGUCCGCCCCGGCUUCGCCCGUGGUACAUGUUUACGUUUUCUCACCAUAAGAACCGUCCUCGUACUUCUAAGAAUAUUAUUAAAAAUAACGAAAUCGGUUCAGCAAUCAGCCGUUCUCGAGUUUUUAGCUUACCAACACAUUUGAAGGUACAUUUUUAUAUAACAGAUGUAAAUUCAACUCGCCCUUAGCCCUAAUGUGAUCACGCAAUUAAUUCCUCAUAAAUAGACCACUUAGAUUUAAAUAAGCUUUUUAUAUGUUUUGUAUUCACAAAUUUGUUGUAUAAGUGAGUAUUUGUAUGUUUGUUGGUGCUUGUGUGAAUGAAAUUAUAUUUUAAUAAAUUAACAUUAAAAUUUUAAGUACC